Messenger RNA from Wickerhamiella sorbophila, 1188 nucleotides. RefSeq lists its product as hypothetical. NCBI's taxonomy places the organism in Eukaryota, Fungi, Ascomycota, Dipodascomycetes, Dipodascales, Trichomonascaceae. The coding region runs from base 1 to 1188 and encodes 395 amino acids. The record is from RefSeq and is a predicted model, not a curated record. The transcript has a single exon.
AUGGACUUUCAUUCAGGCACUCAUGAUGGAAGGCUUUCGCACUCCCAUUUAGCCACCAAGGCACAGAGGACUCCUCUUCAGAAUGAUGUCUACAGGGAAAGCGAGAGCCCUGCCGAAACGACGGCGGAAUUGGGUGACCCUGAAGACUCCCUUGACGAUUUUUUAACCCGACAAGACCCAUCCAUGAUUCAAUACGAGUCUAGCUAUCAUGACCCAUCUACUUGGAACGAGGGCCUCACCGUACCCGCUAUGAUCCCCGUAACAAACGAGCACCUCGCCUAUUCUAGAUCUCCACGCUUACCUAGUAUUGCUUCCCUCUUCAACUCGGGAAAUUUGGCGCCCAUAGAGUCUCCACCGGUUUCUCCGUCUGCCCUGCCAGCCAACCCAGCAACCUAUCGACCUCGAAGGCCCAAGUCUGGGAUACCAUAUCGCCUGUUUUCAGCCACCUCGCGAAGGCUGUCAGGAGCGGGUAUGGCUGCUGCUGCCUCUACUGCAGUAGGCUAUUCUUACCGUGAUUCGGUGCCCGAGAAAACGACACGAUACUCCCACGAUUCAAUUGGAAGCACAUUGUCUCCGGACCUCCACAGUGACACAUCGGUGCCCUCUAAGAACUCGCUAGGGCCUGAUGGGCUGUCACAGUCCUCAGACCAUUUAACGCAGCAUGCCUCCACAUCGGCCGGAUCCGAUGCUGAUAUCAAGGCUAUUAUUUCUCCGAGCAGGGCUCCGGUGGCUAGCUCAGCCACAGACCUCCCUUUGACAGGAGGUCUCAUUGCUCCCCUGGAACAUGAGCGGUUGGUCGAGCCCGUCGUUUUGACAGACACGACUGGCAUCUUAUGGAUGGACUUUGAGUACAAACUAAAAAAGAAAAGGUGGCGGUACCGGGUUCGUAUCAGCAACUUGGAGGCUGACAUCCCGGAGAACGCGCUCUCCGCCGAUUUCAAGCGCCAGAAUUGUAUCUAUCCGCACGCAAUGGUACCCAAGCAAGACUAUAUUGGCCACAGACAAAACUAUGAAAUGACAUGCAAUGACCUGGGGUGGCGUUUAUCAUAUUUGAAUCCCAGCAUCCAAAACCAGCGCGGCCUGAUCCAGCGUGCCGUCGACUCGUACCGAAACUCCAGCUCGGACCCUUCUGUGCGAUCUCGUCGGGCUCGCAAACUGCUCUCCAAAGGUGGGAAGCAAAACUUUUGA